This is a messenger RNA of Crotalus tigris (Tiger rattlesnake), 2741 nucleotides long. It is a transcript of the gene MAPKAP1, whose product is annotated as MAPK associated protein 1. Gene Ontology annotation, biological process: TORC2 signaling. Gene Ontology annotation, molecular function: phosphatidylinositol-4,5-bisphosphate binding. Gene Ontology annotation, cellular component: plasma membrane; cytoplasm; TORC2 complex. Lineage: Eukaryota; Metazoa; Chordata; Lepidosauria; Squamata; Viperidae. The record is from RefSeq and is a predicted model, not a curated record. The transcript is spliced from 9 exons. Bases 273 to 1364 code for a protein of 363 amino acids.
CCCGCUUUCCCCCGGUUUCCGGCCGCUUCCGAAUGGCGGCACUACUACUUCCGGGUCGGCGCCUCCGUGGCUGAGCCGCGCCGCUCUGCCCGUGGGGGUCUCCCGGCGACCCUCCGCCCACGCGAUCCCCGACCCCAGCGCCACGCCUGCCUUCGCCGCCCCGCAGGGACGGUCCAGCGACGGCGGCGCCCGCCCGGCCCGUAGAGAAGACGUUGGUUCAGCAUGGAUCAAAGAAGAUAGUAGGGGAAGGCAGCAGAACCUGGAACAGUAGGAUGGCUUUCUUGGACAACCCGGCUAUUAUCCUGGCUCACAUCCGACAGUCUCAUGUGACCAGCGAUGACACGGGGAUGUGUGAAAUGGUCCUCAUCGACCAGGACGUUGACUUGGAAAGAUUCCACCCGGCUUCGGCCAAUGGGGACGACAGCUCGGAAGGAUCCAGCGGCAACGGCGAACCUCAGGGUUAUGUGUAUUCUCAGUCCGUGGACAUUACCUCAAGCUGGGACUUCGGCAUUCGAAGGCGCUCAAAUACAGCUCAGAGACUUGAACGGCUCCGGAAAGAGAGGCAAAAUCAGAUCAAAUGCAAAAACGUGCAAUGGAAAGAGAGAAAUAUCACCUGUUCUGCCGAGGAGCUGAGCCUCCUUUUUGACAAGAAGAACUUCAAGGUGAAGCCUGCCCACGCUCCUGCAAAGCCAUCAGUCCUCUCCGUCCGGCUGGAACAGUGCCCUUUGCAGUUGAACAAUCCUUUUAACGAGUACUCCAAGUUCGACGGCAAGGGCCACAUUGGCACAACCGCAACAAAAAUAAUUGAUGUCUACCUCCCAUUCCACGCCAGCCAGGAGAAGUUGCAACCCAUGACGGUGGUGACAAUUGCCAACGCCAAGGUGCAGGACCUGAUUGGGCUCAUCUGCUGGCAGUUCACGAGCGAAGGACGGGAACCUAAGUUGAACGACAAUGUCAACGCUUACUGCCUCCACAUUGCUGAAGACGAUGGGGAAGUUGACACUGAUUUCCCACCUCUGGAUUGCAACGAACCCAUUCACAAGUUCGGCUUCAGCACGCUGGCCCUGGUCGAGAAGUAUUCAUCGCCGGGCUUGGUGGCCAAGCAGUCUCUUUUUGUCCGAAUAAAUGCCGCCCACGGAUUCUCCCUGAUCCAGGUGGAGAGCCUGAAGGUCACCAUGAAGGAUAUUUUGCAAAAGGCUCUGAAGCGAAGGAAAGGGUCGCAGCGUGGCGCAGGACCUCGAUACCGGCUGGAGAAACAGAGCGAGCCCAACGUUCCCAUCGACUUAGACUGUACGCUGGAGAGUCAGAGCACGCUGGAAUUUUGCCUCGUCCGCGAGAACAAUGUGGCUAAGCUGGACUCUUGAUCUCCUUCCCUGUUGAUCAGACUGAUAACGGAGUUGGAAGGGACCUUGGAGGUCUUCUAGUCUGACCCCCUGCUCAAGCAAGAGACCCUGUACCAUUUCAGACAGGGGGCUGAGCCUGUUUUCCGGUGACAUAAACUUUCCAAAGAAUCAACCUACAGGAAUUGGCAAGGCGCAUUUCCAGUUGACUGCCACUCUCUGCUAAAGGCCAUCUUGUCAUGUCUAUAUGGUUUUUUUUUUUAAUUAUUUUCAUUAAUCUCUCGCGACUAAAUAUAGAGCUGGAAAACUGGCCGUCGUUUUGGCUACGGAGGCGACGUUAGCUGGCGCGUUCCACCAAAUCUGUCACUCUCCGUGUCUUCGGCAAGAGGUUUAAUCAAUUUCCCCCACUGUAUCCACGCCCCACUUUAUCUAAAAGCAUCUGUAUUAUCGUUUACAGCUAAGAUGCUUUUAUUAGUCUUUGGCAUAGAAAUGGCUCUGUGUGUGGGGGGGGAAAGAUCCCUGCAGGAAAUUUCAAUUCGGCGUUAAGCUGAUCUCAUAGAAUAAAAAAAAAAAAAUCCUUUUUUAAAAAUUCUAACUGGCUUUUUUUUUUUUUUGCUCCCAUUAGAAGGGAGCCCUCCACUAACAACCAUUCAUUUAGUGCCGUUCAUUUCCCUCUUCUGCUCAAGCCAAGUUCAGUUUCUUAGUUUAUCUGGAGUAUGUUAAUUCUAUGCAUUAAAAGCGGAGAGCCGGUUUAAUCUACUGGUUAAGGGGAGAUUAGAAACGGGGAGACGGGGAGUUCCAGUUAUGCCUUAGGCAUGAUAGCCAGCUGGGUGACUUUGGGCCGAUCACCAGGAGACGGUGAGUUCUAGUCCCGCCUUAAGCAUGAAAACCAGCUUCAUCACAAGGCUUGGUGUGCAGAUUCUUUAUCAUCAAGGGGUCCUUGAUGUUCUCGGGACUUUGUUGUUUUCUUGCACACGUUUCAUGACCCAACAUCCUCCGUGUUAAUGGCACUAAGUAGCACUGAUGGUGUUACCUAGUUGGGUCAUGAAAUGUCUCCAAGAGAACCACCAAGCUCAGAGAGCACCCAGGACCCCACCGUCCUCCUCCUCCCCACAAGCCCCACUCCCUUCUAGCACUGAUGAUGUCCCCUAGUUGGGUCAUGAAACGUCUGCAAGAAAACCACCUAGCUCAGAGAUCACCAAGGACCCCACAGUUCAACCCUCAGCUCCAAAAUGUUCUUUUGUAGCUUUUCUCUAAACUUGUCCAGACUUUUCUCCUCCAAGUGCGCCCAGAACUGCAGCCCAGUCCCCACAAGGCCUUCCGACCCCCACAUUGCCUCCUAUUGUCCCCCUUUUGCCUUCCCUUGUCUCAGUGGCCACCACACUUUCUCUCUUCCUUUGU